GCUGAGCAAAGGGCGCGUGAAGAAAGUGAGAAGUUAAGACAACAAGAGCGUGAGCAGCGUGAUGAAAAGCUGAAAAGAGAUUUGACUCUUCGAGCACGUCUUGCUGCUAAAGCUGAGGAAAAGAGGUUGGAAUUGCUAUUUCUUCGGUGGAGUGAGCACCACAAAAAACUAGCCAAUUUUAUAAGGACCAAAGCCGAGCCUCCGAUCUUUUAUUCUUUUGCCAAACCAUUGGAAGAAGAUCCAAACUUAGUUGAGCAGAAAAAAGAUCAGAUAUUCCAAGAAUGGAAAGCUGCAAGGAGAGAGGAUUUGUCGCUAUACCAGAAACAAAUUGCUGAACAAUAUGUUGCAAAUGCUGAAGGGGAGUGGAAAAAUAUUUUGGAAAGGAGAGCCAACAGAAAUCCAGCAAACCUCCAAGAGACAAUGGACAAGGAGCUAGAGAGUCAUAGGCUUGAGAGUGGACCCAAGACUAGAAAGAUCCCUGGUGUUAGCAACAAUGAAGAUGAGGAUGUUGAGGAUAUCAAUGUUGCGGAGGACGAUAUGAUGGAUGAUGUGCUUGACCUGGAUGAUAAUAACCAGAGGAGUGAUGAAAUUGUAAAAGUUGAAGCAGGUAACGGUAGUACACAGAUUGAUAACAAUGAUCAGCCGAAGAUAUGAAUCUCUUAUCUCUUUAAAGGUUUAGUUUGUGUUUGGUUUUAUUUCCCUUUUGUUUGGCUUUUAUGGUAGUUAGUAUAUGUGUUGCGUGUCAUUCUGAUUUCGGUUUUGAGGAAUUGCCCUUAUUUAUAUUAAAACUUCCAAUUUUGUUGUACUA
This is a messenger RNA of Nicotiana tabacum (common tobacco), 808 nucleotides long. NCBI's taxonomy places the organism in Eukaryota, Viridiplantae, Streptophyta, Magnoliopsida, Solanales, Solanaceae. The record is from RefSeq and is a predicted model, not a curated record.